AUGAUAUUGACCAGAACUAAUGGCCUGACGGGUUGGAUGGGAUCCGAUUGCCUGAAACUGAUUGAUUUUGGAGGUGCCGGUUCUGACGGCGGAGAGCAUGGCUCCUGUUAUCAAUGGUAUAGUUAUCGACGAUCAACACCGGAAGUCAGCAAGCAGACCGAUAUCUUCGCGUUCGGGUGCGUGAUCUGUAAAACCCUGACGGGCAGACACCCAUACCACGAAUUCAAAGCAUUUGAUAAUCGGUCACACCUCGUCCAACAACUAUAUCAAGAAAAUCAAUUCCCGGAUGUCAUAAAUCUAUCAUUGGGCCAAUUGACGCAAGUGCUGGCACGGCACUUUCAAUUCCAUGAGCGAGAUUGUCAAGGCAUUAGA
Molecule: messenger RNA, 372 nt
Organism: Cladophialophora carrionii CBS 160.54
Lineage: Eukaryota; Fungi; Ascomycota; Eurotiomycetes; Chaetothyriales; Herpotrichiellaceae
Exons: 1
Source: RefSeq, a predicted model, not a curated record